AUGAAUGAACUGGAAGACGAUGGUGUCCGGACCAGCAAAGACGAGCGAUGCAGCCGUGGUACUGAUCUAGAGCAUAGUCAGGUAUCUGGCGAGAAGAUUCAAUUGCCUGGAAGCGAAAUGCAUCUGCCGAUGUCACCGGAAAAUAAAGCAGAGAUGAACGAACUCUGCAAUGGCAUCACGACUAUUGAUAUCAAUGCAAAACCAGUCACAGAGGAUGCUUCAAACGCUGUGCCCAAAACCCAACAGGCAACAAAUGAGAUCAAGAAAUCGCAGCCUCAAGAACAGCACAGGUUUGAGCGAAACACAGAACGAAGUUAUCGUAGAAGAAGAGAGCCAACGAGGCGACCGCAACAAGCCACUCGUGAAAGGGUGUCGAAUGUGCAUCCAGCGAACAGGAGAGGCAAUUCACCUUCAUAUCGAUAUCGAGUAUGGCGACCGAGCAAUAGACCAGCACGAGCUCGACCCACGUUUGCCCGCAACAACCACUCUCGUCACUCAACAUCGCCACGAUCAUCCAUAAAUCGUUCGCGGAAUGAUGCAGGUAUUUCGUAUUCAGCAUUUGCAUGUGUUCAACAUUCCGCUUUACCUGCUUUAUCAAAGGACUUUAGUCUAUAUCCGUCCACCAUUUGA
Messenger RNA from Anisakis simplex (herring worm), 630 nucleotides. The record is from the annotation of a GenBank genome assembly. Lineage: Eukaryota; Metazoa; Nematoda; Chromadorea; Rhabditida; Anisakidae.